UUUGUUGACUACUUUUGAGCAUUUUGGGAGUAUUUUCUGAGUACUUCCAAUUUUUCGCUCAAAAUCCCCCUGUAGGGGGACAAGCCCGACUUCACUCUACGUGUGUCUCAAGAGUUCCAAGAAGGCCCUCCGCAGCCAAUUUGAUUCGAGUCGUUGGCAUUCCGUUUUGCCCGCGCACAAGCACCUUCCUUCAUACAUCAGUUUAUACCGGACUUGCAUAGCGUCCUCUCGCCCAGGUCGCUGGGAUGCCGGCCGCUGGGAAGGCACAGUGGACCACAUAUGCGGUGGCGCUGCUCGUCCAGGGCGUCCCCAGCGUGACCGCCUUGGUGGUGCAGGUUGGCGAUGGCGUCCACCGCGACAUCUCCCAACACAGCGCCUCGCGCACGACUGCCCAGGCGCAGGUUGCGCCGCUCGACGGCGUCCUCGUGGACAUCGGCGCUACGGAGUGCCCUGCCGGGUACAGGGUCAUGACCGAGACCGAGUGCUCCUAUGGCGUUCACGUCAAUGGGGCGGAUAUCACGACUUACAGCCACAGCGGUUGCUAUCAUGACAAUGGUGGUUGGCCGGCGCAGGGCUGCUUUCUUAACGCCGGGAGUUCUACAGCAACGGUUGGCUGGUUGUACUACAGCACCUGCACUGAAUACAGUGCUUUGUCCAAGAACAACGCCUACGGCAUCUGUACGGCUGUCCAGGAACUCUUGAUCACCGUGCGGCCGUCCCAAUGGCUGAGUUUGUUGGAAGUCACGGCGUACGAUGCGGCUGGCAACACGGUCGCAGCCCUUGGGGCGUCGAUGUCUUCUACCAAGUAUUGGUAUCGUCCCGCUUCCCAUUGUAUCGAUGGGAAUCUCGGAACGUGGUGCCAUUCUGACCUGGGUGGAUCGUUGAAGAUCACGUACCCGACGACCACUAUUUCGCGCGUUGUCGUUGAUAAUUUUAUGACUUAUCCGUACAGAAUCCAGGGAGCUUCACUUAAUUUGUCCCUUGGCGGGCAGACGUUGUGGUCAGAGCAAUUCUCCGGGAUACACGCGUCGUAUGAGUUCGUGGAGCCAACGCCCAGCCCGACGCCUUUCCCGACGCCUUUCCCGACGCCCUACCCGACGACCUACCCGACAGCCUUCCCGACGCCCUACCCGACAGCCUUUCCAACGCCUGACCCGACGUUGAGCCCGACUCCAGACCCGACGCCUUACCCGACGGCUUUCCCGACGCCUUUCCCGACGCCAUACCCGACGCCAUACCCGACGUUUUUCCCGACGCUUUUCCCCACGGCUUUCCCGACGCCUUACCCGACGCUGUACCCGACGCUUUACCCGACGUUUUACCCGACGCCUUUCCCGACAGCUUUCCCGACGGCGAGUCCCACGACCAGCCCCACGCCCAGCCCCACAGCGAGCCCCACGCCCAGCCCCACGGCCAGCCCGACGCCAUAUCCGACGGCCUUCCCAACAGCGUUUCCGACGCCUUACCCGACGGCCUUCCCGACAGCCUUCCCGACACCGUACCCGACAGCCUUCCCGACGCCGACCCGACGCCACACCCGACGGCCUUCCCGACGCCGUAUCCAACGGCCUUCCCGACGCCAUACCCGACGGCCUUCCCGACGCCGUACCCUACGGCCUUCCCGACUUUGUACCCGACGGCCGAUCCGACGCCACACCCGACGGCCUUCCCGACGCUGUAUCCGACGGCCUUCCCGACGCCGUAUCCGACGGCCUUCCCGACAGCUUUCCCGACGCCGUACCCGACGGCCGACCCGACGCCCGACCCGACGCCCGGCCCGACGGUGGACCCGACGUUUUACCCGACGUCGUUCCCGACGCCAUACCCGACGGCCUUCCCGACGCGGCGGUGCGUCUUCGUGGCACGUCCCUUGGCACGUCGCCUGGCGCAUCCCUUGGGACGUUCCGCGGCGCGUCUUCCUGGCAUGUUCCCCUGUCACUUAGCUCUGUGGCAGCUACUAUGUGCUGAGGCAGCUCGAGCUUAAGUUCAUAUCAGUUCGGUCAGGACCCCGAUGCAAAGGAGGACUCGAUCCACAACGCGGCAUGGCACAUCGCAAUUCAGCACGGUGCUGCACAGCACAGCCCUCGGC
Prorocentrum cordatum is the source of this 2089-nucleotide messenger RNA. Lineage: Eukaryota; Dinophyceae; Prorocentrales; Prorocentraceae. The record is from the annotation of a GenBank genome assembly.